UUAAAAAAGAACGGGAUUUAUAAUUCCCACCAGGGCUUCAAAGAGGUGGAUAAAUUGCUCCCCGUUGCCAGUUAAUUAACCGACUUUCGCACCUCCGCGGCACUUCUGUGCAAUUGACAGCGCGCAGAACGCACCAACGACCCAUGAGACUCCAUCAGCAAACCUGAUGACGAGCGGCCCAUCCUUAUUUUUAACCCUCAGUUUCUAUUCUUAUACUGUACGAAGUUGAUCGAAGCCUGCAGAGAAAUCAUCUUCGAGGGCGAGAAGUGGGGCUGUCCUCUGUCGUUAUUAAUAUUCGCUCAGGAUGGCAGUGGACUUUAGAUGCGCAGUUCACGGCUCAGUCUUUUGGGGCUGUGUGGUUAUCCUCAGUAACGUGCUAUGUCCCAUUGAUGCGUACCUCUACAACAACCGCUAUGCAGGUGAUCAAGUCUUCAGGAUAACUCCCAGCAACGAGGGGGAGGUUCGGGAGCUCAAGAAACUCCUGGGAAACAUCAAGGUGGACCUGUGGCAGCCCAACAGUGCCUCUCUGAUCCGACACAACGCCACCGUGGACGUGCAUGUGAGACGGAACAACACGCGAGGGCUUCGUGCAUGCCUCCAGAAGGAACACAUAGAUUUUAAGGUGUUCAUAUCUAACCUUCAGAAGGAAAUUGAAAAGCAGACUGGAUAUCGCUCUUCCCGCAAGAGGAGGUCUGAAUCCCAAUAUGACUAUGAGGUGUACCACUCUCUGGAGGAGAUCCAGAGUUGGAUGUUUGAGAUCAACAGGACCCAUCCUCACCUGGUGGACAUGUUCUCUAUAGGGAGGUCAUAUGAAGGCAGGCCCCUUUAUGUGCUUCAGCUAGGAAAGAGAACACGGUCCUAUAAGAAGGCAGUGUGGAUAGACUGUGGGGUCCAUGCAAGGGAGUGGAUUGGACCAGCCUUCUGCCAGUGGUUUGUCAAAGAGGCUCUGCAUUCCUACCAGCAUGACUCUGUGAUGAGACGACUGAUAAACCAACUCAACUUCUACAUCAUGCCUGUCUUCAACGUGGAUGGAUACAUCUUCAGCUGGACUACGGAUCGUUUCUGGAGGAAAACCCGGUCCAAAAACGCCAAGUAUCACUGCAGAGGUGUUGACGCCAACAGGAACUGGAAAGUCAAGUGGUGUGAGGAGGGUGCAUCCUCUCACCCCUGUGAUGACACGUACUGCGGACCCUUCCCUGAGUCCGAGCCGGAGGUCAAGGCAGUGGCCAAGUUCCUGCGGAAGCACAAGAAGCGUGUCAAGGCCUACGUCUCCAUCCACGCCUACGCCCAAAUGUUGCUCUACCCCUACUCCUAUAAAUACGCCACCAUCCCUAACUUCAACUGUGUGGAGUCAGCUGCACACAAUGCAGUGACGGCCCUGUACUCUGCCUACGGAGUGAGGUACAGAUAUGGACCCGCCUCCACCACGCUGUAUGUUAGCUCAGGCAGCUCCAUGGACUGGGCCUAUAGGAACGGGAUCCCUUAUGCCUUUGCCUUUGAACUGCGGGACACAGGCUACUUUGGCUUCCUGUUACCUGAAGCUCUGAUUAACCCCACCUGUACUGAGACCAUGAGAGCAGUGAAGACCAUCUCAUCAGGCCUACUAAAGAAGUGUGAGACAGGGAUGUAUCAGCUGGACAGGGAGAGAUAUCCAUAUCUCUGAGAUAUAUAGACAUUUACAGUAUCUCUGCAUCUGCUAGAGAAUAACUACGGGUGGUGGGUUAUUGUGCCAAAAAGGAAAAUGCAACAUAUAUCAUGCAAGCCUUGAUGUUUACCCAAGAGUGGUCACCACUCCAUUUUAUGUCUGUAUGUUAGAGGCCAUAGUGGUACUUGAAAAUGCCCUCAAACUGGUUUCAAAUGUAAAAUUAUUUAGAUGUCAUAUUACAUAAAAUCUUCACCUUGUACUAUCAACAACUCGACUGUUUACAGUGUACGGUGAACGCAAGCACUUGAAUGCCAUUUUCAAGAGACUGAUAUUGCAUUUAACAGAGUCUUUUUCUUGAAAUUGCAGUUUUGACCCAUUAAAGCUUCACUAUCUGGAGCACCAUCAGCUAACUCAGUGGUGUAGUCGUGCCUGGAGAAGUGGGUAUAUUCUAUCUUUUGCCAAAGAUUUCCCAAACGGCCCGCCGGGUGAAUUCUAUGAGAAACAGUGACAUACACUCUGAAUGACCUAAAAUGAUAAAUCCCAUAUUGGUCUUUCAUAGUCAGGCCAACCCAAGCUGUACUGUGGAAGUAGGCUAAUAGUAGACCUACUACUGAAAUGGAUACAUGAGGCUGGCCAACGGCAGUUUUUUUUAUAGAAAAACAACAAAAAUGGAAUGUUAUAACUCCAUAACAAUGUUUACACCACAUCCGGAGACCACUUUUGAUGUCAGGGAACAAUCUAAGAAAUUUAGAUUUUUUUGUGUAGUUACCCUAUAAUUUGCAGGCACCAAGCACUGUUGUUUGAUUAGCAGUGUUUCUGUAGGACAUGAGAUUGAGUUUGCAAAACAAAUGGCCACUAGAUUGACACAAAUAAUCCUGAUAUAAUUCUGCUUUGUAGCUAGUUAACGCUUAAUUUAGAAGGUUUUGGUGAAGCAUUUCCCUCUACCAGAAGACGAUUAGGCCUAUCAUUAGCAUUGUUAUAUUCUUCCUGCUCCUUCAUUGUCUGAAACCAGGAUGUUUUAUCUCAUAUUAUGAGGCAUGUUUCAAAGUAGUUUAUAGCCAAAAUCCCACCAUAGAAAUGUGGAGGCAAUUAUUUUAUAAAGACUUAUACUGGUUUUCUUUCAAAUGUCUUUUAUUGUCUAGCAGCCAAAGGCAUUGUCCAAGUCAUAUUAGCAACCCAUGAUAAUAAUUAUAACAAUUUUAAAAAAGGAUAACAAUUAUUGUUGCAUCUUUAGAUCUUCCCUCUUUCAAAAUAUCUAAAGGAUAUUUACAUCUCUGUCCUUGAAACCGCUUGCAUGUGCAGUGCACAUUUUAGAACAGUGUUUUCCCGCAUAGGCCUACCGCCAUGUGCACAUUGCUGAGCCUAAAAUGUGAAAUAAUAGUUUUUGAACAUUUUAAGCUAAACAUUCUAAUCUGUUCCAUCAGCCUUAUUAAUUGAUAUGGCAUAUACCUCCACUACACUACUUUGAUAUGCAUCAUGGCAAUUAAGAAGUGAGUAAACGCAAUAUGUGUGGCAUAAGCCGUAUGUAUACCUGCAUGUUCCACCCACUAAACCACUGAGCUAACUGCUCUAGAUGUCUUCAAAAAGACAUUUUACAUUAAUUGUGGUAGAACAAGGUCAUAAAAAUGUGUUUAUAUGGUACAAACAACAAGGAUGCCUAAAGUAUCAAUAAAGGGAUAGUUCACACAAAUUACACAAUUACAUAUGGGUUUCUUUGCCCUGUAAGCAGUCUAUGGACAACGUAUGACAGCAAAUCAUGCUUUAGUUUGUUUAGCUGGCCACUGUUCCAAUGCAAAUUCAAUGCAAGUCAACAGUACCUGUAUUAUAAUUUUUGCACUUUAUGUGUCUAAAACUGUAUUGUGUAACUCAAUGAAAUUACUUAUAGAUAAUUUGGACAUUAACGUAAAAUGCUUAUAUAGGUACAAUUGGCUUGCAUUGGAUUUCUUCUACAAAUGCAGAAAAGUUAUCAUUUGAAACAGUAUCCAGGUAAACAAAACCAAAACAUGGAUUGCUGUCAUAUCUUGCCCAUAGGCUGCUUACAGGGUAAGUAAACCCAUAUGUAAUUUUGUCUUUUGGUUGAACUAUCCCUUUAACAAAGUGCCUUGAAAUGGACUUUAAACGCUUUUUAUAAUUUUGUAAAGGAUAAGUUUAUAUUUUUUUUUUAUCAAGGGGAAAUGUUUACUUUUGAUAGAAAGUGUAAAGGACAUUUACUGAAAUGUAAUACAUGUUAUUUCUUUUUUGUGAGGUUGUCACGUGGAUGUUUUCUUUGACAUCACUAUCAUUUCAAACAUUACAAUAGCAUCGUUUUACAGUAACAGCCCACUGGACACAAACAUCAGUUCAACGUCUAGUUUUGAUUUACAUUUGGUUGAGUUGUCAACUAAUGUGAAUGCAACGUGAAAUCAACAAAAAAUGUCACCAUGUCAUUCAUUGGAUUUAUGUUAAACGUUGGGUGAAAAAAUACAAAAUGCCCUUAUGUUGA
Oncorhynchus tshawytscha (Chinook salmon) is the source of this 4127-nucleotide messenger RNA. Its product is annotated as carboxypeptidase A6. NCBI's taxonomy places the organism in Eukaryota, Metazoa, Chordata, Actinopteri, Salmoniformes, Salmonidae. The coding region runs from base 305 to 1663 and encodes 452 amino acids. The record is from RefSeq and is a predicted model, not a curated record. Gene Ontology annotation, biological process: proteolysis. Gene Ontology annotation, molecular function: metallocarboxypeptidase activity; zinc ion binding. The transcript has 11 exons.